UCUUGCAAGGUAAGUUUCCAAUUCGAAAAAAGAAAAGCAAAAUAGUUUCAACGCCUGUCUACUAUAAAAAAGCGCAAAAGCGGCGCCAAACGAAACCCAUCCCAAUUGGAAAACAAAAUGACGGAUUCUCAGAGCGAUUCGAAAUUCUUCAGUGUUCGAAUUGUUUCUAUAGACUAUUACAUGUCCCCUCCCCUUCCUACCUUCGACAUUUGUUACAGCAGUUUCCAAGCAGGUGGGAGAGUAAAUGAGGUGCCUGUCAUAAGAGUGUAUGGUGCCACUCCAGCUGGCCAGAAAACCUGCUUGCACCUUCAUGGAGCUCUGCCUUAUUUUUAUGUGCCAUGCUCGGAGCUCUUGCUCCAAUCAGAUAAAAAAGGGAGCGAAUGCACGAAUGCUCUUGCUCUUGCUCUUGAGAAGGUGCUCAAGCUUAAAGGAAAUGCUGGCUCAAAACGUCAACAUGUCCAUGGCUGCAGCCUUGUACGAGCGAGGAAAUUUUAUGGUUAUCAUUCUUCAGAGGAACUGUUUUUGAAGAUCUAUCUCUAUCAUCCACAGGACGUCUCACGCGCUGCCAAUCUUCUUCUGGGAGGUGCAGUACUGGAUAAGUCAUUGCAGUCCCACGAAUCUCAUAUACCUUUCCUUCUUCAAUUCUUGGUUGACUAUAACUUGUAUGGGAUGGGCCAUCUACAUGUAUCAAAGAUGAAGUUCCGCAAUCCAGUCCCAGAUACUUUCUCCCCAAGGAAGGCUAACUACGUUGACAGAAAAGGGCCUUCUAAUAUGCCCACUUCCAUGACUGCAGAGUUUCAGGUUGAUUUAGAUGGUGAAGCUUGUUUCGAUACGCCAAUUUGGAUAUCUUCUACAAUUCCGGACAAUUGGAUGUGGAAAUACUCUAGUCAGGCUGAUCCUUCAACAGACCCGGAUAUCCCUAACAUUAAGCGACAAAGUAUCUCAGAACUUGAAGGAGAUGCCAUUGUUGACGCAAUUAUGAACCAGCAGUUGAGGUCCUAUGUGUCCCCUUCACAAACCUGUUCCCAAGAGAAAAUGGUCCAGUCACUAAUACCGAUUUGGGAGGAGGAGUUUGCAAGGAAUGGUGUGCAUGAAGUGGGCUUGCCUCGUGAUCCUGGUAAACCACUUCGAGAUGAUGUCUUGAGAACACUUUCACAUGGGCUUGGAUAUGAAGAGAUUUUAAUGGAAUUAAGCAAUGAUGUGAAGGUUUCUUCUGAUAUGCUGCAGUCAAUCAACUCAUCAAUGAAUGAUGGGAACAUUGCCAAUAUUGGACAUUGUGGCUCUUUAAAUAGUAUACGCGAACCAUCCAGAUGCUCAAGAGAAGGAUUAUUUCAAGAUCAUUGUGUGGAAAAAAGGGAGGAAACUGAUGCAUGUUCCAAGCAAUUGUUAGCUGAUCAAUUGGAAGCAACUGUUUCCGUGGUACCCUCACAGGAUGUGAAGGCUUCAGAUCAGGACGCCUUAAGACUUCUAAAUUGGCUUGCAUCUUCUCAAGCUGCAGAAGACAUAAACUCCGAUGAUGACCUUGCUCGGGAAACCAUUUGGAGCCCUUUAAUGCCAGCAACAACUAUUGAUACGGUGUUGGAGAAGGCAAAUGUAGCCUAUGAGAAUGAAUCUCAGAAAGAGUGUGAGGACAUUCUUGAUUCUGUUCGCGAUUGUUAUUUUGAAGAAUUUGAGAGGAAGACUUCUCAGUCCAUCAGCAAUGAUCAUUCAUGCAGAAGUUCAUCAAGUAUGAUGAUUCCUCAGCUCGAUGGCUCCAAUGAUGAUCCAAACCCCUUUUCGUUUGUUAAUGAGUCAUCUGAAACACAUAAAAAACUCGGGACAUCUUCCCAAGCAGAUUCUUGGAAUAAGGCUACUUUAGCUACCAGCAAUAACCACAAAAAGAGAAAACCAGGAUGGUGCUCUUUACCCAUUGAUUUGGGUCAGAAUCUAAGUGAUUCACAUCCAAAUCCAGUUAACACACCUAGCAGUCACAUUUGUGACGAAAGAGAUAGCAGAGGAACUUCUUCCCACAUGAGUUGUAACAAAUACCCCAAUUUUCUAACGAGAAGUUUGAAUGAAUCUGCUAAUUGUGAUGUGGAAUCUAGUAUGAUAGUUGAAUGCUCUACACGUGAUUUAAUGAGGGUAAAAAGAUCCUAUCAGGCUGAGCCUCCUGAAUAUGGGAAUCAGGUAAAAAAGUUACAACUUGGUUCAAAAGGAAAAGAAGAUUCUUUUCUUUAUUCAGAAUCUAGUCAUGAUGAGAAAGAGAAAAUGCCUCUUGAUUCCUUGAUAUAUCGAUCAGCAAUCACGGAACAACCGAGAGAAUGUCAUGAGAGGAGCUCAUGUCUUGCACUUCAGAUGCAGGCUGAGCCUGAUGGCAUCAAAGCUGACAAAUUAAAUUGCCCUUCAUAUAGUAAGUUGCGACUUUCAUCCAGCUCUCUGCUGGCAAAUGCAUCAAAAGAUGGAGCAUUUCUUUCUUCUGAAGGACCUGACAUUGAGGUUGUCAGUGCAUCUUCAAGUUCGCAGAAUUAUGGAAUGAGUGGUGCAUCGACAUCACAAGGGAUUAAAGUUCUAUCCCAGCUUCCUAAUGUUGAGAAUAAAAAGUCUACCGUUUACAUGGGAAGCUGUGGAUGCUGUAGUCGUGAAAAAGUUGACAGCUGCAUGAAAUGUACUAAAAUUUCAGAUCCUGAUCUUUGUACUUCUAUAUUUCCUCCAUAUUCUCGGUUCACAUCUGAAACUGAAGAUAGAUUUACUGGUUGUGGGAAAUUGCUGCAAAAGAAUGUUGUAGGUUUAAGUCAAUCUCAUGUUGGUCCUAGUCGUUCAAUAUCUACAGUAACUGGUGUAUCUGGUGAAGUUGAGGAACUUAUAGGCAUGACCUCCAUCAAGAAACCUCCUAAGGUGGAGUUCACAGAUGAACCUCGACGCAAUGCUGAGUCUGCAUGUGGUGCCCCUAGUUACCAUAUGGUGAACAAGAAAAAUAAAACAAGGACAUGUGCUCAGGAUAGACGUUUAGAUGAAUGUCCCCCUUUCUUUGAGGGGAAUUGUCUAGUAGGAGAAAAGAUUUGCAGUACUAAUUGUGGAACAAGCAACUACGUUCAUUGUCAAGAAAAUGUGUUAGGUGUACCUGUUCACUAUCAAAAUGACGGGUCUUAUUUAUACAUGUUGACUCCUGUAUAUUCACCACCACGAAGUGAAUGUGUUCGACGAUGGCUGUCACUUGAUUCCAUAGGUUCUUCUAAAAUGAAUGUAGUUUCAGGCCCACCGGUGUACCCGUCAACAAAGGGUUGCUCUGAUAACGUAGCAGAAUCACAGGGUUCUCAAUCCACCUCUAGAGAUCAGCCUUUGAUGGAUUCUGUGUCUGCUUCAGAACCUAAUCCAAAUGAACUUCAAGUUAAAGAAAAUUAUCAGGAAAGGGAUAGUGUACGAAUCAUUCCUGUUCUCCCUGAUGCAAGAAUAAAACAACAAGAUGAAGAGAUCAUUUUGAAAUGUGAACCAUCAAUGCGUGGCUCUCAAGAUCUCUCCCAGAUAUCCGGUCCUGAUAGAAAAUCAAGGCUAACUCCCUUAAGUCAAACUGGCUUUCAAGAUCCGGCUAGUAUUGGUUGUGGACAGCAGUUAACAAUAUUGAGCAUAGAGGUCCAAGCAGAAUCCAGGGGUGAUCUGAGACCUGAUCCUCGAUUUGAUGCCGUAAGACUUGUUGUUCUCGUUUUUCAGGAAGAUGAUGAUCUUAUAUCUAAUACUCAUGUACUUGUACAUUGCAAUGGUGAAUCUGUUCAAAAGGACCUUGAUGGAGUAUCUGAAUGUGAAGUAUUAACUUUCUCUGAAGAGUGGCAAUUAUUUGUUCAUUUCAUAAAGAUGAUUAAUUCUUCUGAUCCAGACAUAUUUAUGGGCUGGGAUAUUCAAGGUGGUUCCCUUGGUUUUCUUGCUGAACGGGCUGCAUACCUUGGCAUUGGUUUGCUUAACAAAAUAUCUCGCACUCCAUCUGAGGCCAAUGUAGCUUCAAGAGACUCUGAAGGAGGAAAAAUAAGUCAUAGUUUUUCUGAAGGUGUUGCUGCUGACCCAAUGUUUCAUGAAGAUGCUGCAAUAAUUGAUGAUGAAUGGGGCCGAACUCACGCCAGUGGUGUCCAUGUAGGGGGUAGAAUUGUUCUUAACAUUUGGCGGCUGAUGCGUGGUGAAGUGAAGUUGAACUUUUACACACUUGAGGCCGUGGCUGAAGCAGUGCUGAGACGGAAAUUUCCAUUAAUUCCUAACAAGGUAUUGACAAAUUGGUUUUUAAGUGGUCCUGAACGUGCAAGAUACAGAUGUAUAGAAUACGUUCUUGAGAGAGCAAAACUGAACCUUCAGAUCAUGAAUAAUCUUGAUGUGGUAAAUCGAACAUCAGAGCUUGCACGGGUUUUUGGCAUUGACUUUUUUUCAGUUCUUUCUCGGGGAUCACAGUACCGUGUUGAAUCAAUGUUCCUGAGGCUGGCUCAUGCACAAAAUUAUGUUGCCAUUUCUCCUGGAAACCAACAAGUUGCUUCUCAACCUGCCAUGGAAUGUAUACCCCUGGUCAUGGAACCAAAAUCUGGAUUCUAUGCAGACCCUGUUGUCGUCUUGGAUUUUCAGUCACUUUAUCCAUCCAUGAUAAUUGCAUAUAACCUCUGCUUCUGUACUUGCCUUGGUAAAGUUACUGCUGCGAAAGCUAAUAUCCUCGGUGUUAGUUCAUAUUCACCUGAUAAAAUGGUGAUGCAUAAUUUAAAGGAUGAAAUGCUGCUCACUCCAAAUGGUGUUAUGUAUGUACCCCCUAGGGUCCGGAAGGGGGUAUUACCUCGCUUGUUGGAAGAAAUUUUAGAUACUAGAAUUAUGGUUAAAACAGCAAUGAAGAAAUUGGCUCCUGGACAGCAAGUUCUUCACCGGAUAUUCAAUGCGAGGCAACUAGCUUUGAAGCUAAUAGCAAAUGUGACCUAUGGGUAUACAGCUGCCGGAUUUAGUGGACGCAUGCCCUGUGCUGAGCUCGCUGACAGUAUUGUCCAGUGUGCCCGCAGAACAUUGGAAAAUGCAAUUUCAUUUGUUAACACAAAUGAUAGGUGGAACGCUAAAGUUAUUUAUGGUGAUACGGACAGCAUGUUUGUACUCCUCGAAGGACGGUCUGUUGAAGAAGCUUUUCGAAUUGGUCAUGAAAUUGCAUCAGAAGUAACUGCAAUGAAUCCGAAUCCAGUCACUUUAAAGAUGGAAAAGGUUUACCAUUCAUGCUUCCUCCUUACUAAGAAACGAUAUGUUGGUUAUAGUUACGAGAACCUUGACCAAAGCAAACCAGUGUUUGAUGCUAAAGGUAUUGAGACAGUACGAAGAGAUACAUGUGCGGCUGUGUCCAAGAUAAUGGAGCGCUCUUUAAGAGUCUUUUUUGAAUAUAAGGAUAUUGAGAAGGUGAAAUCCUACUUGGUGCGUCAGUGGAAAAAGAUUAUAUCAGGCAGAGUAUCUCUUCAGGAUUUUGUCUUUGCAAAAGAGGUACGCUUAGGCACCUAUUCUGCACAGGCUUCUUCACUUCCACCAGCAGCAAUUGUUGCCACUAAAGCAAUGAGGGUCGACCCUAGGGCAGAACCUCGGUAUGCAGAGCGAGUGCCUUAUGUUGUGGUCCACGGUGAACCUGGUGCCAGGCUGGCUGAUGUCGUGGUAGAUCCCUUGGAUGUUCUUUCACUUGAUUCACCAUACAGGUUAAAUGACAUAUAUUACAUCAAGAAACAGAUAAUUCCAGCUCUGCAACGAGUAUUCGGGCUCGUUCGAGCUAACUUGAAUCAGUGGUUUUCAGAUAUGCCUCGUCCAGAGCGGGAGGCUGCUGGUAAACGUCACGCAUUUGCUGCAAAUGCACACAGAACUAGAAUUGAUUAUUACUAUCUGUCAAAACAUUGUAUCCUAUGCGGUGAGCUGAUCCAGGCAUCUAGUUACGUCUGUCAAAAUUGUUCCAGAAAUGAAGCUGUAGUUGCUGCUGCAUUAACAGGAAGAACUGCAGUAUUGGAAAGAAACAUCCAACACCUUGCUGCUAUAUGUCGGCACUGUGGAGGAGGAGAUUGGCUCGUAGAAAGUGGGGUGAAAUGCAUAUCUCUCGCAUGCUCUGUUUUCUACGAAAGGAGGAAAAUCCAGAAAGAACUGCGCUCUCUCUCUGCUGUAACUACCGAAGCAGGUUUUUAUCCCAGGUGUAUGGUGGAAUGGGUUUAACAAUUGUCCAUCCUCCCAAUCCAAACAAAAAUGGUUCUUUCUCUUCUUCUCCUCAGACGCUUAUCUUCCGUUAAACCAAAACUCUAUCUUUUAACGAAAACCUUCUCUUCCUUUUCACCUUCAGAUGCUACCCCAAACACCACCACACCCUCUAAACCUUCUUCUUUAUCAGCUCGUAUGAGUUUCGUAUUCGAUCAAAUCGACGCCAUUGAAAAAGAACAAGCCGAAAAGGACCAAACCCUUCAACGUAUUCGGGCCUGGCGUGAAUCCAAGAAAGCCCAAAAUCAAGAACCGGUUGGUUCAAGAACAGGUUUUUCUGAUGUGGGUUCAUCAGAAAUAGUGUUUGAAUCAAGAAAGAAUGGUUUUUCUGAUGUGGGGGCAUCUGAAAUGGAGUUAGAAUCAAGAAAGAAUGAUGGGUUUGUUGUUGGUGAUGGCGAUGGUGGUGGGUUGAUGAGUAAGAAGGUGGAAUUGGUGCAUCCAUGGCCUGAGUGGAUCGAGUUAAUGGAGCGAUUGGUUCAGCAGAAUUACUUUGAUCAUAAGAGAAAAGAUGAGGAUAAAAUGAUUGAGGAUUUGGGGUUUAAUGUAGCUGACGUAGCUGAAGAUGAGGGUUUUGAUUUUACUAGGGAUUGGAAGACUGUUCAGACUGCUAUUCUCAAUUUUGGCAAAGAUCGUUUCGAUAUAUUAAGGUCAUUGUCGAGACAGGAUCUCCAAAUUUUGGUUGGUUAUGGAUGCGCUAGUACAGACAAGAAGGUGGUUUUUUCUUCCAAGUUAUUGAGGAAACACGUCCAUCUGGAUGAAGGAGAUGUUUGCAGUUCUUGCAAUUUAAGGAGUUCUUGUGAAAGGGCAUAUUUACUUACCAAUAAGGAGGAUGAAGCAAGGACAAUGGAUGUCAUGCGUGUCCUAUUGACUUAUGGUUUCGAUGCAAUUAAUGGAUCAGUUGCUAAUGAGAGCCUUAUGAAGAAGAAAUCUGUAAAGACUGUUGUACGUAAAUUGCUUCACGAAGUAGUCAAGUUGAGUGCUGUUCCAAUAGAUCCAAAUCUUCCACCUCCAGUUUUUAAAAAACCACCUCCGAAGGUGAAGCAGCCACCUCCCCCUCCGAGAAAACGAGUAGGACGUGACGACAUUGAGAUGAAAAAAGGAGAUUGGCUGUGUCCAAAGUGUGACUUCAUGAAUUUCGCGAAGAAUACCAUAUGCUUACAAUGUGAUGCCAACCGGCCGAAGAGACAGCUGCUUCCAGGAGAGUGGGAAUGUCCCCAGUGUAAUUUCUUGAACUAUAGAAGAAAUGUGGUAUGUUUUCAUUGUGAAUGCAAGCGCCCAGCUGAUGACUAUAUGGUCGUUCAACAGCAGGGAAGGCAACAAGGACCCAGGACACACAUGGAUAAAAUAUCUCGCCGCCAGGAUGUUUCUAAUGCAUGGAAUUUUGAUUUUGAUGAUGAUGAAUCAGAUGGUGCGGACGUUGCUGCCUUCGAGAAUGCAGAUUCUCAGAAACGGGAUGAAGGUUUUCCCUUAGAUAGGCAAGAACAAAGAGAUACCUCUAGGAGCAAUGAAGAUGGUUUCUACAAGAGCAGCAGGCCUUCAAAAGGUUACGAAACUGAUUACCCUGCACCUGGGAAACCAGGGGUAGGAUUUAACGAUUUUGAUGAUGAAGAAGAUGAUGUUGACAGCUAUGAGAUAGACAGUAGUGGAGCAAACAGAAGUUCUAGAAUAGAUUUCUCGGAUAUUGAGGUCAACUCGGAUUCUGAAGAUAUUGAUAAUGUUGAUGACACUUUGCCUGUUGGUAGAAGGAACAGUUCCCUCGCAAGUGAUGCAGAUUUUAGACCAAGGCAUCAGAAAGGGGCUUUUCGUGGUUCUGAGGAUGCUGAAGUGGAUUUUGACACAGAUGACGACCUUCCAAUUAAAACUAAUAUGAAAUCUAGUCAGGUUUCUUAUUCUAAACCAAGAUCUAGGAACAAAGGUGCCACGAGUUUUGACUCAGAUGACGAUUAUGGCCUCAGCUCCGACUCCGAUGGUGAGGAUUUCAGAAGUCAACAGACUAAAGGGAAUAAACGGGGAUCAAGAAGGGAUUUUGGAAGGAGAAGCGGGUCCUAUAGUGAAGAUGAGCCCUUCUCCGACUUGGAGAACAACAAUGGUAGGUCAUUUCACAAAAAUAAACAAAGAGGUGGUAAGGCAGGUCAAAAUGGCAGAUGGGACUCAUAUGAAGGUCGUGGUGAUAGGACAAGAGAUAAAAGAACCUCUUUUAAGGAUAACAUGAGAACUCCCAGAGACUCACGCGGAAGCAGCAGAAGAAACCAAGAUAAUGGAUAUAACGAUUAUAGAAGCCGUGGACGUGAAGAGUCAUCUUAUAAACAGCAACGAGGAAGAAAUAGUAAUUAUGGUGAUCGAUCAGAUAGUUACUUAGACGAGGAAAGACAUAGGAGGCCUAGAAUUAAUGUACGAUAAGUCUCAACUUAUAGCUUAUCAUUUCAAGAGUUGAUUGGCUGCAGGAAUAGCGCUAUGGGUCUCCCAAGUGAGGAAAUGAGAUCUUCAGAAGGGCUUUCUGGAAGUCAGAAACAGCACGUCGACUUCUGAAUAACCAUGAUCAUGUCAGCUUGGGUGUUAGAAGCUUCUUACCCUAAGAGAUGAGCUACAGUUUCCCUGACUGGGUGUAUACAAGCUGUAGUAUAAACAAAUUGAUUGGCGAAAGCUUCAUACAAAUAAGCUAACCGGGAAGAAGUAAUGAUUCCCAGGCGAUAACUUGUAGCAACCCUAUGCGUGACCGCAAAGGUGCAGUAUCUUCAAUCUUCUUUGAAGUGUUUCAUUUAGUUCAGCUGGUAAUAAGAUCUAUGUGUUGUAACUAUAGACGUUUUUCUGUAAACAAUAAUUUGCUAACUAUUGAUAUUGGUCCCUGUUAUUCGUAUGCAGAAAGUAUCCAACAGAAUUACACCUGA
This is a messenger RNA of Lycium barbarum (goji berry), 9095 nucleotides long. RefSeq names its product DNA polymerase zeta catalytic subunit. Gene Ontology annotation, cellular component: nucleus; zeta DNA polymerase complex. The record is from RefSeq and is a predicted model, not a curated record. NCBI's taxonomy places the organism in Eukaryota, Viridiplantae, Streptophyta, Magnoliopsida, Solanales, Solanaceae. Gene Ontology annotation, biological process: error-prone translesion synthesis; double-strand break repair via homologous recombination. The transcript is spliced from 20 exons. Gene Ontology annotation, molecular function: DNA binding; nucleotide binding; DNA-directed DNA polymerase activity.